AUGGAGGAAUAUCUGGGUGAAUUCUCCACCACAUCGUCCAUACAAGCUCUGUGUACUCUGCUUCACAACCCUUCAGAAGAGGAGGAGGAGGAGGAAAUCGAAAGUCACUGUCCUUCCUCUUCUGCGUUUGCUGGGCCCGGGGACAUUGGAUCUGUAAAAAAGCUGCAACAAAACAUUUCCACUUCUGAGACAGAAAAAGAUGACAAGGAUAUUUGGAAAGAGUCAGAAGUCCAAGAAGGGGCAGAAUUCGAUGAUUUUUUGGAUCCGAGAGAAAAACCAGAAUUUGAAAUACUUUUUAAGCAAAGAGUUAGUUCUGAAGAUCUCUUUUUGGGCCUGAGUCGAAAAGACCCGUCAACUGCUUGCUGUGAGGAUAUGGUGAUCCGUAUCCAGCUUCCUGACACAAAGGUCUCUGAUGUUUCACUUGAUGUAAAGAAAACGCACAUAAACCUCUGUACUCCCAAAUAUAAGCUCGGGCUGCAUCUCCCCCAUGCGGUAAAUGAACAAUCAGGACAAGCCAAAUUCCUGGCUGAUACAGGAACCCUGGAGCUGACCCUCCCCAUGGCACGGGACCUCGACUUCAUCAACUUUGCAUAG
Staurois parvus is the source of this 594-nucleotide messenger RNA. The record is from the annotation of a GenBank genome assembly. NCBI's taxonomy places the organism in Eukaryota, Metazoa, Chordata, Amphibia, Anura, Ranidae.